AUGAACACCAAGCAGAACAAGGACAUGAAGGCCGAGCAGAACUUGCAUAACAUGAACGCCAACCGAACCGAGGGACUUGAAGCCUCUCUUGCCGAGGCAAGCAACUCUCUCCGCGUCAGCGAACAGUGCACUCGAGAAGCCGUUGAACAGCUGGACCAUGAGAGAGCUCAAUUCCAACUGGCCCUGCAGGAACAACGAGAGAGCCGACUCGACCUUGAGCGGUCAGCAGAGGAUGUGCCAUCAUCACGGAACGAGAAUCGAAAGGAGCCGAAGAAGUACUCCUGGAACGUACUCGAGUCGAGGCCGAGCGAGGACAGUAAAAUUUUGAGCGUGCAGAAAACGAAGAAGUCUUGGCGCGUAUCACUGAAGAGCUGCCGAAUCAAGACGGCUCCUCGAGGAUGCUGA
Molecule: messenger RNA, 405 nt
Organism: Aphanomyces astaci
Lineage: Eukaryota; Oomycota; Saprolegniomycetes; Saprolegniales; Verrucalvaceae
Exons: 2
Coding region: 1-405 (134 amino acids)
Source: RefSeq, a predicted model, not a curated record